UUGACACACUUAACCACGUUGUUCGCAGUUUGGCCGCCAUCUCCAACCACAAGCCACCACUUAAAGUUCGAUCCCUUCUGCUUCGCUGGCCCAAUCCCACCAAUAAUGAAAAGCAAUGAACGACGCCGCGUGGAAGUGGCAACCCCGCAUCACUUUUCUUGUCUUCUCCCCAUGAGGAGGGUCCCACACUUCCAAGGCUGAGAUUCCAUUAGAGAGGAAAAGAUCUCUGAAUGGAGAACAAAACAAGUGGACUCUGUUGCAGCCAGAGUACUGAUUGAGGGAGCUGAAGAAGGAAAACCCAAAAUGCUCAAGCUAAGCCUCCACUGCGCUCGGCCGCCCCGAGGCGUUCGACAAGCUCAGGCUAUAGGAUGCACCGGCGAACGCCUCGCUCGAGCCAUAGGAUGCAGCCGCCAGUACAGGUCGCUGCAGGUGAUUAAGUACCACAAGGCCCUGAAGCCAUUUGGCAGGAUUUUCGUUAAGGCCACCUUGAAAGACGGUGCUGAUGGCGGAACGAGCAGCUUCCCGGGUCAGAGCUGGCAACCUGACGCCGAAAUCGGGGUCCCUUUUGAGCAAAGGCCGGUAAAUGAAUACUCCAACUUGAAAGAGUCGACCUUGUACUCGUGGGCGGAGCUGGGUACGGGGCCCUUUUUCCUUCGUCUUGGAGGGCUGUGGCUGGUAACUCUCACCGUUCUUGGAGGUCCAAUUGCAGCUGCAAGUUUCGAUCCAACAAAGGAUCCCUUCAGGUUCACGCUGGCAGCCGGGACAGGAACACUGUUCCUCGUUUCAUUAAUUGUCUUAAGAAUUUAUCUGGGAUGGAGUUACGUUGGUGACAGACUUCUAUCUGCUGUGAUACCGUAUGAGGAGACUGGAUGGUAUGACGGCCAGAUGUGGGCGAAGCCACCGGAGGUUCUGGCUCGUGAUAGACUACUGGGCUCUUACAAGGUUAAACCCGUCAUCAAGAUGCUGAAACAAACUCUGGUGGGGACGGGAGCGUUACUGGUUGCAGGUGUGUCACUGUUCAUAUUUGCUACACCAGUAGAAGAUUUCUUCCAGACCACCUUUCUCAUGAGGGAAAGACGAUAUGACAAUCCAGCAACAGAAAUCAAUGGAAAAUAUAACCUAAGAAAAGAGGAGCUGCUUCAAUUACCUGGAGAAGUCAAGACUGACGAUGAUUUAGCGGCAGCUGCUGCCAAAGCUGCUGAUGGAAGACCAGCGUACUGCAGAGACAGAUAUUAUCGAGCAUUAGCUGGUGGGCAAUACUGCAAAUGGGAAGAUCUCCUGAAGUAA
Molecule: messenger RNA, 1287 nt
Organism: Linum tenue
Lineage: Eukaryota; Viridiplantae; Streptophyta; Magnoliopsida; Malpighiales; Linaceae
Source: the annotation of a GenBank genome assembly